Molecule: messenger RNA, 804 nt
Organism: Rhinocladiella mackenziei CBS 650.93
Lineage: Eukaryota; Fungi; Ascomycota; Eurotiomycetes; Chaetothyriales; Herpotrichiellaceae
Exons: 3
Coding region: 1-804 (267 amino acids)
Cellular component (GO): cytosol
Molecular function (GO): oxidoreductase activity
Source: RefSeq, a predicted model, not a curated record
AUGGCAUCGGCCAUGUUCAAGCGUCUUGAAGGCAAGACCAUCCUCAUAACCGGCGCCUCGUCAGGCAUCGGGCGAUCCACAGCCUUCGAGUUUGCACGCACAUGCCCCAAGAAUCUCAAGCUGAUCCUGACGGCGCGCCGCAUCGACAGCCUCAAACAGAUCGCGGCCGACAUCACUAAGGAGGUCGGCGACGGCAUCAAAGUGCAACCGAUUCAGCUCGACAUCAGCAAUGCAGACGAGGUGCGUGCGUUUGCCGAGUUCAAGGAUGUCGAUGUGUUGGUUAAUAAUGCCGGUUUGGUCAGAGGCGUAGCCAAAGCGCCCGAGAUUGCAGAAGAAGACAUGAACAUCAUGUUCGCAACCAAUGUGAUGGGGCUGAUCAACAUGACACAAGCGAUCCUGCCCUCCAUGCUGAAGCGCAACAACGGCGAUGGCGCGGGCGAUAUCAUCAACAUCGGGUCGAUCGCGGGCCGUGAACCAUAUGUUGGCGGAGGCAUCUACUGCGCGACCAAGGCCGCCGUCCGGUCUUUUACCGAGACCUUGCGCAAGGAGCUAAUUUCAAAGAGGAUCCGAGUUAUUGGGGUCGAUCCCGGCCAGGUCGAGACGGAGUUCUCGCUUGUUAGAUUUUAUGGUGAUAAGGAGAAGGCUAAUACUGUCUAUGCAGGCUGUGAGCCAUUAACACCUGACGAUAUCGCUGAGGUGAUAGUAUUUGCCGCCGGAAGGAGGGAGAACGUCGUCAUUGCUGAUACCCUGAUCUUCCCUAACCACCAAGCCAGUGCUACUAUCAUGCACAGAAAGCCCACGUAG